AUGUACGAACCCAUUGCCGUGAUGCAAUGUCCAUCACCGAGUCAACACUUGUCCAGUGUGGUAGUUGGUGUCACCACUUUUGUUCCGUGGUGGCGGCAUAUUAUUUCGCUCUAUUUACACGAGCUACGUUCGAUGAUGUCACAAGCGAUAUUUAUCAUCGCUCUGUUGGUCUCAACCGGUGUACCUUCAGCACAAAGUAAUGAGACUGAUGAUCCAACUGAUGAUCGUCAUUCAGAUUCGUCGGAUCAAAGUGGCAAUGGUAAUGGCAAUAUCGAGGAUACUAUUACUAGCACCCUCGAUUCA
Anisakis simplex (herring worm) is the source of this 303-nucleotide messenger RNA. The record is from the annotation of a GenBank genome assembly. NCBI's taxonomy places the organism in Eukaryota, Metazoa, Nematoda, Chromadorea, Rhabditida, Anisakidae.